CUAGCUCCUCGACCUGCGAACAAUGAUGUCGAACGAUAUUUUACUAACAAAAUGUGCUGUUUGCGGAGAAAAUGCUAACGAACCUUACAUAGAAUGCUGCGAGUGCGACGCUAGUUUAUGUACGAGCUGUUUCGCCACAGGACAAGAGGUGGGUGGACACAAAAAUAACCACAAAUACGCGGUGAGGAAAAACGACUUUCCGCUUUUCGACAAUUGCAACUGGUCGUCUAAAGAAGAAUGUAAGCUGUUGUCAGCCUUAUCAACGUACGGGUAUGGUAAUUGGGAGGAGAUAUCGAAAAUGGUGCACAGUAGAACGAAAUUGGAAUGUCACGAGCAUUACAAGAAAUACUACAUAGAGAAUGUGCAGUAUAAGGAGCUAAAAUUGUUGCCAGAGACUGAACAGUCUUUAUUUCCUAAGAUAGUGACACCAUAUUUGUACAGUAUGGAUAUUAGCACUAAUCCACCGAGGAAUAAUCAGGGGGACCAGCAUUUAGCCGGUUAUAAUGCAUACCGGUCUGAAUUCGAGCUCAGCUAUGACCAUAAUGCGGAAAGCAUAUUCAACAUUGAAGACGCAUAUUCCGAUGAUGAGAAUGAUGAAUGUAUGGAUGCUCUAAAAGUGUCUUUAGUAAGUGCUUUAAACACUAGAUUAAGAGAAAGGCAGAGACGGUAUGAAAUAAUUCAAAAUCAUGGCUUGAUCAUGCCAAAUAAACUGAUAUCAUGGGUGCAGAAGUUUGAUAGAAUUCUAACACGGCAUAAGUCUGAACGGCUCUUGGCAUUCAUGCAGUUUAUGACAGGUAUGCAGUUUGAUGCGUUUAUGGAGUCACUUAGUGUGGAAGCUGAGUUAUUACAACGGAUAACUAAACUAAUAGAGUAUAGAAAGAACGGGAUUAGGACACUGUACUGUGCAGGAUUGUAUAAAGAAUUAAAGAAGGAACAUGACAUAGUGAUGAAAGAACAAAAAUACAAUACAAUGAUAAUACAAAGGAAGUUUGAGAGCCAAUCACCAGUGAAAAUGAGUGGCAAAGUUUGUUUCACAAAAGAUUUGCAGGUCAAAAAGUACAAGCGGCAGAUGAAUCCAUUGGAAAUCAUCGAUUUACCAGGAUUCCUUCACCUAUCAGACUCGGAAAAGACCUUAUGUUCAAAUUUAAGGUUAAUUCCGAGGAACUACUUGGAAAUCAAGGAGCAACUGAUUGCUGAGAACAAUAAGUUAGGGUACCUAAGAUUGUUGGACGCUAGACGGAUAGUGAAGAUAGAUGUAAACAAAACUAGGAAGAUAUAUGAUUAUCUUAUUACUGAAGGCUUUAUUUAUAAACCAUUGUGAAUA
Cydia splendana is the source of this 1324-nucleotide messenger RNA. RefSeq names its product transcriptional adapter 2A (gene Ada2a). Gene Ontology annotation, molecular function: transcription coactivator activity; chromatin binding; protein binding. The record is from RefSeq and is a predicted model, not a curated record. Gene Ontology annotation, cellular component: SAGA-type complex; nucleus. Gene Ontology annotation, biological process: chromatin remodeling; regulation of transcription by RNA polymerase II. The transcript has a single exon. Lineage: Eukaryota; Metazoa; Arthropoda; Insecta; Lepidoptera; Tortricidae. Bases 23 to 1321 code for a protein of 432 amino acids.